AUGGCAGGUGAUUGUAUCAAAACCUCCAAUCUAAUCUCAAUUGCAAAACAGGUCGCGAAUGAAUGUGCACGUUUACCUCUUGCCAUUGUGAUAGUUGGAGGCGCUCUUAGCAACAAAAACGACAAAAAGGAGUGGAAAGUCGCGCUUCAACAACUUAAAAUGUCUAUCCCACAUAAUAUUUAUGGUCUGCAUCCAAAGGUAUAUUCCAGCAUAGAGUUAAGUUACAAUUACUUAAGAAGUGACGAAGCCAAAUCAUGCUUUUUGCUAUGUUGUUUGUAUCCGGAAGAUUAUAAUGUUCUGGUUGAAGAUUUAGUCAGGUAUGGAGUUGUAAAAAGGUUUCUUAAAGGCUUGGGUACUGUGGAACAAACAAGAGAACAUGUCCACACAAUAGUUAAGAAUCUUAUAAGAUCAAAUCUCUUGCUGGAUGGCGACUACUACAAGGACGAAUACGUCAAAAUGCAUGAUGUUGUAAGGGAUGUCACCAUAUCAAUUGCAUCUAGAGACGAAAAUGGUUUUAUGGUAGUGUUGCAUGAAGAACUUGAAAAAUGGCCACAGAAUGGUGACAGUUACACCACAAUUUCUCAUUUACUUGGAGAAAUGAAAGGGCAUCCUACUGAGUUGAAGUGUCCCACAGUUCAGCUUUUGCAACUAUUAUGUUUGAAGCAUUCAAAAACAUUCCCAGACAAUUUAUUUGACGGGAUGAAGGAGCUAAAGAUGUUGUCUUUGCAAGAUUGUAGGUCUUCCUUGACGAUGUUGCCACCAUCAAUCCAGAUCCUCCAGAACCUUCAGAUGUUGAAUCUGGAGGAUUGUUGCUUAGGAGAUGUGUCGGCAAUUGGAACCCUUGGCAACCUAGAAAUUCUUAGCUUUUCUUAUUCCAAGAUCGAGGAGUUGCCGUCGGAAAUAGGAAAUCUUAGUCGUUUAAAGUUACUAGAUAUGAAGGGAUGUGAUUCUCUAAAGAGAAUUGCAGCUGGUGUAUUAUCCGGUUUAUCUCAACUAGAAGAAUUGUACAUGGGAAGAAUCAAGAAUUGGGGAUGUACGACUACGAUGGAAGGAAAUGGGGAAAAAUCAGUGUGCCAAGUAUCUUGUGCUUGCCAAAAGAAUUGGACUUCAGUAACCUCCCAUUUCAGAUUUAGGAUAAAUAUUUGUAUAAACGAUAAGUCAGGCGGUGUGAGAUAUUUAUUUGAAAAUACUUUGGAACUUGAAGUGAAGGAUGCAAGUGAUCUUGGGGAACACCGAACAAUUCAUUCAUUGUUGAAGAAUGCUGUAAUUUUGAAUUUGGAUAUUGAAAAAAAUUGGAAACAUAUUUGGUUUGAGAAAGAGGAAAAAGGAAUUAUCCCAUGCAGCUUGAAGAAUCUAUCAAGUUGUGGAUGUGAAGAUUUAGAAUAUCUACUCGAAGCCACAUCGGAUAGUACUCCACCUAAUACCUUCCAUCUCUUGCAGUCACUAUCAUUAUACUGCUUACCAAGGCUCAUUGGCAUAUGUAAAUCCACAGAUUCAGUUGAGAUUACAUUGACAAAGGAAGAGGAGCAAAAUGUGAGAGAGACUGAAAAUCAAGCAAAGAUGUUGUCGUUGUUUCAAUACAACUUGAUUGAAAGUUUGGAAAAUCUACAACAACUUUCUAUACAUCGAUGUGAUUCAUUGGAAGUGAUAUUUGAACUUGAGGGACUAAAUGCUGAAGAAAGCAAUAUCUUCAAUAAUUUGACAGUGUUGUCAUUAAUAUAUUUACCGAAACUAUUGCAUAUAUGGAAGAAAGGCCCACGAGAUAUUAAGGGAUUUAAUUACUUGAGAUUGCUACGAGUAUGGGAUUGUGGUAGUUUGAAAUGUUUGUUCACACCAUCCAUAGCAAAACUUCUUGUGAAAUUAGAGAAAAUACAAGUAUCUAGUUGCAAUGAAAUGGGAGAAAUCCUUGGAAAAGAAUUGGGAGAUGAAGAGAAUAGAGAUGUGAUUGCAUUCCCCCUAGUGAAGACCCUCAAGCUCGAGCAUUUAUAAAAGUUGGAGUGUUUUUACACCGAAGAUAAUCAUGCUUUUGAGUGGCCAUCUCUGGAUAAAAUAACAAUAUAUGGAUGCCCAAAAUUAAAAAUGUUCGUUUCAACAAGUACAGAAACACCUAAGCUAAAGGGAGUGCAUAUGAGGUUCGAAGGAAAUUUUCAACCAAUGGUAGAAGGAGACCUCAAUGCCACCAUACAACACAUUAUCAAAGGAAAGGGGUUGAAUUAAUCUUCUUCUCCAGUACCUUUUCCUCUAUGGAGUUUAUGGAGUCAGAGAUCAGAAGGUACCUAACACGAUUAAAUAUUUUUUUCUUUUAUACAAUCUAAAUUCUUAAAAGUUAUUUUCUUUGAAUUUCAGACGAUAAAGAUAUUUUUGAUUUUUUGAGAUCGCGGAAGUUCCAAGUCUCCGUAUACAUGAGCAUUGUAAGUUUCUAUACUUCACCGAUUCCCAUAUUUUCACUCCUUUUAUUUUUAAUUUCCUAUAAUUAUUUUUUUCUAAUUUUAGGACCCUCUUCUCAAUCUCUUGACUAGCAGUCGUAGACAUCCUUACUAGGUGAAUUCCCAAAUAAUUGUUUACUUCUC
This is a messenger RNA of Juglans microcarpa x Juglans regia, 2570 nucleotides long. RefSeq names its product probable disease resistance protein At4g27220. Bases 1 to 1989 code for a protein of 662 amino acids. The transcript is spliced from 4 exons. Lineage: Eukaryota; Viridiplantae; Streptophyta; Magnoliopsida; Fagales; Juglandaceae. The record is from RefSeq and is a predicted model, not a curated record. Gene Ontology annotation, molecular function: ADP binding.